AUGCCCCAUGGAGUUCAUGCUGAAGGGGCCGGUGCCUGGGUUGGAACGCGCUGGGAGAUCUCAACGGACAAGACUUUGUUUUUGUCUGCAAAAGGGGGUGAUGGAGGCGAUGGAGGGCAGGGUGAAGAUGGGCAAGAUGGAGGCAAGGGAGCGAGAGGACAGGAUGCGACUAAGCAUCGCGAUGCAACUGUAAGUUUGAAAUCGUUCGCCCAACCAAAUCGCGCUUGUUCUCUAACCCGGUUGGCAAUAGAAUGGAGGACCGGGGCAACGGGGUGGAGAGUGAGUUAAUAGCCAUUUUCCCGCAGACAACUUUUUGUAGUGAUGGUUGAUUCCUAAUAAUUUAUGACAAUUAGAGGUGGGUACGGAACCGAUGGAGCAGAUGGUGGAAACGGAGGAACUAUAUUCGUAAGAGUGAAUGAGCAGGACGCGAAUCUUCUUCUUGCUCUCGAUUGGGAUAUCAGUGGGGGUAAGGGGGGCGAUAGUGGAGUUCAUGGAAAUCCUGGAGAUGGCGGGGAGGGUGGUGACGGUGGUGUUGGUUGCACUUGGUAGGUGACAAACGAGUACUGUACCCGGGAACUUCUAAGCUGAUAAGACUAAAUUCUAGGGAAAAGUUCGAGGGCUACUAUUAUGCAUGUUGUGGCGGGAGUUAUUGUACUUGCGGUAGACAUAACCGCCAAAGCAGAUACACACGGCAUACGCGCCCCCCGGGCAACAAAGGCAAUCAAGGCCCACCUGGAUCCCGACCGCAUUCAUAUCUUCGCGGAGGUGCCGGAGGUGUUCGCGGCGCUGCACACAUUCACGUUUCAAAUCUUGAUGGCACGGAAGCAACGUAUCCAAGUCGGUACAAUAUCGUAGUAACUGGCUUUGAAGUAGUUGAUGAGAAUGGCGAUGGGAUCAACGAACCGGGAGAGCAUAUUCUGGUUCGGAGCAUUUAUGUGCAAAAUACGGGCGGUAUGCCUACACCGACACGCUCCAUGAUUCCGGUACUUAUCCAUGGGAGUAUGUGGCUUGAUCCAAUACCUGAACCUGUUUAUCUUCCUGUUGGAAUACAACCGGGCGAGACUGUUGAGGUCCCCGGCGUUCUGCGUGCCUUUAUUCAACAGGAACGUGCUCCACGCCGGAUGGGAGUAAAGUUUUCGGCGACAGACGAGAUGAAGUUGAUUGGCGUUAUGCCUGGAAUUGAUCGAGUGCUUCCCGACUUUUGUGGCUCUACGACCAUCAAUAUUUCAUAUCCAUUAGAGCUUGAAGCUCCGAGAUUUCUUAACUCCGUCGAGCGGGGCAGUAACGUGACCUUCUCAUGGAUGGUAUAUACUUUUUUACCCACAUGCCCUCACAUAUGGAGAACUAACGUUUGCACAUUUAGUUGAAAAAUGUUAGCACGAAAUCAUACGGAAUUCGCGGCUCCCUCGGGCGAAGGGCGGGUACAUGUCUCUCCGAGAACGGGGGCACGCGUAUAUUUGCCUUCGUCGAUGAGUCGGGCGUGGGAGAUGCACGGGGCUUGGACCUUUUAGAUACAUUGGACCCUGGAACUGCAGUCACUAUUCGCCAAACAUUCAAAGUGUCGGAUCAAGCUGAACCUUAUUCAACAGGAUCGAUGACACUCGAACUUGUGCUUUCAGAGCCAGGGAAUAACGAGGGGCGAUUUUCGCCAUUGGAAUCAGCACAUUCUCAGAUGCGCUCGGUCAUGCACUACCCACUUGACAUGCAAAUUUCUGCGAAGUAUACUUACAACCCAGCUGCUGACUACUUGCUCAUUGUCAAUGCCGAUACCAAACGGGAGGUCAUCCAUCAGAUAUGCGGGCUCGUCGCUGAUUUGGGUCUUCAACUUGAUAUUUGGAACAUGAGCGUUUACGGAAAUUUCCGGGAUCCAAACUGCACCAUCCCCGAGAAUGCUGAUCACGUAUUCUAUAACUACAUGGGAAAAUCAAUUAUUGUGCUGGCAAAUCCUUUUGAGUACUUCCAGCGCGGAACGAGGACAGCGUUUGAUCUCUUAGAUCCCCAGGUUGUGUCCUACCUGGCUACUGGUGGAACUCAGUUCCUUUUCCCGGAAGCGGCGGCGAGCAAUCCAACAUGGACCAACUCGGUCCUCUUUCCCACAAGACCGUUCGACGGGACCCCAGAUCAGCGGCCCGGGGAAACAACGAAGAAAGGAAUGAUUGCCAAGGUAAUGGGUGAUAUAGCGCCAGAGAAUAUGUGGAUACCCUGCAAGGGGAAAUUGUUUAAAAAACCUCAAUCAGCGUUGAAUAGUGAUGCCAAGGGGGUGGUGCAACUGUUGAACAAAAGCUUACCGAUGCGAAGAUUUGCCGUGUCGCCGAGUCUGGAAGGGUCAACGAAGAAUGUCGCCGGGAAGAUAUUCAUCCGUCAUGGAUUGUCACUGAGCACCCGCAUUGUGACGGCUUUUGGUCGAUGGACAAUUGAAGAUUCGCGGCCAUCGGGGCUUGGCGCGUACCUCCUGAUUGCUGCAUUACCAUUCAAAAAACGUGCAAGGCUGUUUUGGAACUAUGUUGGAGGAACUCUGGUCGCGGAACCGGAGCAACAAGAUGUGGAGAAAAGACCGGUGGUGAACGUGGCCGGGGAGGUAUCUAACCAUGCAGGAGUGGGUCUCGUUAUUCCUUUCAAUAUUAAGUACGUUUACUAACAGGCACUUAGAUUUAUAAGGCCAUCUGCCUCUCAAUAAUGUACGAGCUCGAACUCGAAAUUGCUCAGUUCUCUGCCUCUGCCCCAUGGCCCGAUGUCAUCGCCACAGACGACAUACUGAAACAGUUGCAAAAGGUCGAUUACCUUUUUUCCCUUGUCCCUAACGCCCCUAAAAUCGAGGGCACAUCAGCCAGUGACCUCGAUUUCCUCGUUGAAACUCUUGGUGUCCUUGUGGCAGGGGUAGUGCCAAUCGGCGUCACUCAAUGGAUGGGGCAAAAGGUUAUUCGCCUGGGCAACCGGCGAACGCACCUCCGCACACAGGUCCUCGCUAAACUGGAAACUGGUUUGAAAGCGGUCUUCGGCGAUGUUGAAUCAAGGAAACUUAUGGGGCGUAUAAUGAAGGAGUGUGCCGCGACAAAAAAAGCCUUGAAGCCUGCGGGUGGAACAAUAUUGAAGGUGGUGCUGACCAAGAUCGCCUCAUACUCGGAAGAGGACUUUAGUACCCUACCAUUCUACGAUUCUGGCCUUGCAAGCGCAAAAUCGGAAGUCUGGGCCGAGGGGGAUGUUGAGGGGAGAAUUAAUGCACAUGGGCAAGUGAUGGUGAGGAUCGCAGAUGAUGAGAGGUAUAGUGAGUCGAUGUUGAGGGAUAUGGUGGAUUCGUGA
This is a messenger RNA of Tuber aestivum (summer truffle), 3300 nucleotides long. The record is from the annotation of a GenBank genome assembly. NCBI's taxonomy places the organism in Eukaryota, Fungi, Ascomycota, Pezizomycetes, Pezizales, Tuberaceae.